Rodentolepis nana is the source of this 1314-nucleotide messenger RNA. The record is from the annotation of a GenBank genome assembly. NCBI's taxonomy places the organism in Eukaryota, Metazoa, Platyhelminthes, Cestoda, Cyclophyllidea, Hymenolepididae.
AUGCUGGUCAAGGACAUCUAUGGUGGCGCGUAUGAAUCCCUAGGCCUCUCUGGUGACGUCAUCGCCAGUUCCUUUGGUCUGGCCGCUCGUAGACCCAACGAGACACGUCGACCAGCAGACAUGGUCAAGGCACUUCUUGUCGCAAUUAGCAAUAAUAUCGGACAAUUGGCCUGCCUCUACGCUCUUCAAAACGGUGUUCGUCAAAUUCUUUUCGGUGGUUUCUUUAUUCGUGGCCAUCGUCUCACUAUGGAGGUGAUUUCAUUUGCCGUCAAAUACUGGUCCAACGGUGAAAUGAAAGCCAUGUUCCUUCGCCAUGAAGGUUACCUUGGUGUUGUUGGUGCCUUCACGAAGGCAUGUAAAGUGCGAAAAUGCUCAGCUUUGAAUAAAACGGACGCGGAGGAAGUGGUAUCACCACCUUCUCCAAAUUUUCAGCUAUUCCAAAGAGAACGCUAUGCUUCAAAAUGUUGGUCGGAGAAUUAUGCCACGUCGAUUGUCGGACGAAAAACUUCUCGGACGUUGCCACCCUCUGUGGAUGGUCUCACUCUCUCGGAAUUUGAGCUUGAACACCUUGGAGAUAUGUCCCUCGAACCGUUCCCAUUACUCCUUUCCCCUGCUGAUUAUGUACCUGAUACAUGGGACCUCACUCAAGACAACAAGGCUCGAGCCUAUUGGCUUGAGUGUUUCAAGCAAGGAGUUGAGCGCUUGAGGAAGAAGGCUGAAGAAAGUCAAGCCGAGAGCAAUGCACCCAAUGACUCCAAGGAGAGAGCCCAGCGUUUUGCCGAAAGAUACGUUAACUUCCUCUCGGAAUUAAGUGACAGACCCAGUGGAAGAGGUCUUUUGACGGUGCGGAGUAUUCUUGAAGCUCAACAGCAUCUCUUGAGAGAGUUCGGCUUCCCCGAUGCUUUCUGCGUGCAAAAGAAGCUCGAGAAUACCUGGUCCUUGUCAUUUUUCCCCGGAUUGAUGGCGCAUCUUGAUAGUUUGAGUUGGGAGGAGAGACAAAUGGAAUUGGCUCAAGGAUUCCUUACUGGCAAUAUCUUCGAUUGGGGAGCUUCAGAGGCUGUGCGUUUCUUCACCCAAGAUCAGGACACAGUGGAUGGAAUGUCAUCGUUUGAGAAGGCUCGUGCAAAACUGCAGGUAAGUAUUUGUGUGUGUGGUGGAAUACUCUUCUCCUGCCCCUAUGACGCUUUUAAUCAAGAGGCGGAGGAGGAAGGGGGUGGUGGUGGGGGGGGGGGGUUAAUACUACCGUUCAUUCAAUUGCUCAAGUCAUCAAGAUCUCACCCAGGGUUUGGAACCCAUGGACUCGCGUGUGGUUAG